Molecule: messenger RNA, 1302 nt
Organism: Prunus armeniaca (apricot)
Lineage: Eukaryota; Viridiplantae; Streptophyta; Magnoliopsida; Rosales; Rosaceae
Source: the annotation of a GenBank genome assembly
AUGGAAGGAGAAGAAAUCACAACAAACAACAAAGAAGCUUUGAGCAUUGAACAAGGCCAAUUAAGGGGUGACCAAGAUCAUGAAUUUUACCUCCCCUCUGCUCAUACAAUUGGCCAUGAUUCAUGGCAACAAGUUGGGUUGAUGCUGGUGACAAGCUUCAAUUGUGGGUACAUAUUGAGCUUUUCAAAUCUUAUGUUGGUGCCUUUGGGAUGGACAUGGGGGAUCAUAUGCCUGCUGGUUGUGGGGUUCUAUACUGCCUAUGCCAACUGGCUUUUGGCUGCUUUUCACUUCAUCAAUGGCCAAAGGUUCAUCAGAUACAGAGAUCUCAUGGGAUUUUUGUUUGGCAGAGAAAUGUAUUACAUCACAUGGGUUUCCCAGUUCUUGACCCUUCUUCUUGGAAAUAUGGGUUUGAUUCUACUUGGAGGAAGAGCACUCAAGUUCAAAGGACAUGCAAACAAACAGGAGAUUAACUCAGAAUUCAGUGAUUCUCCCCUGAGGCUCCAAUACUAUAUCGUUGUCACUGGAGCGACCUACUUCAUCUAUUCCUUUCUAAUUCCAACAAUGUCUGCAAUGAGAAGGUGGCUCGGACCCUCUACCGUUCUCACUUUCACUUACAUCGUCAUACUCUUGGUGGUAGUAGUUAAAGACGGGAAAGCUAACACAAAGAGAGAUUAUGCAAUCCAUGGAAACAAAGCAGACAGAGUGUUUAAUGCCUUUGGUGCAAUUUCAGCUAUAAUUGUGUGCAACACCUCCGGCCUGCUACUAGAGAUACAGUCAACUCUGCGCAAGCCUGCAGUUUCAAAUAUGAGGAAAGCUUUAUAUCUGCAGUUUAGUGUGGGGCUGGUGUUUUACUAUGGAGUCAUCAUGGUGGGAUACUGGGCUUAUGGCUCAACUGUCUCUGAAUACCUUCCUGGAGAGCUAAGCGGUCCUAAUUCGGUUAAGGUCCUCAUAAAUGCCGCCGUUUUCCUGCAAUCCAUAGUCUCUCAACAUAUGUAUGCUGCACCAAUUCAUGAGGCCCUUGAUACCAAGUUCCUCAAACUCGAAACCGGCAUGAACACGAAAGAAAACUUGAAGAGGAGAUUCUACAUGCGAGCCCUUCUUUUCACGGUGAAUUCAUUUGUGACAGCAGCUUUUCCUUUCAUGGGGAACUUUGUGAACUUGUUUGGAUCAUUCACACUUGUUCCUCUAACUUUCGUGUUCCCAAGCAUGAUUUUCAUCAAGGUGAAAGGAAAGACAGCUAGACUAGAGAAGAAUUUAUGGCAUUGGUUCAACAUUAUACAUGAUGAUGAUGAAGACAUGUAA